AUGACUUUCCUAUUUAAGCAAACGCUUCCUCAACAAACAAACAAAGGAACGAAUCCACUUCUCUCUCUCAAUCAUUCACGUAACAAACAAAGUCCAGAACCUUCCCUUAAUUUAGUCAGUAAGUUAUACCGGAUCCGCCGUCUUCGUCAAUCUCAUUCACGUUCUCUCCACGCUUCUAUAGAUACGCCGGAAAGUUCACCGAGUCCGUCACCGGAAGCCGGCGGAGAUGUAGUUUCUCCACCGCCAACCGCUGCGGCUCCUGAAAGUCCAGCACCGUCACCUUUAGCAAAUGUGAUCAGUUCUCCUCCAUCGCCUCCGCCUGCAGAUCGCUCUCCUGAUUCUGCUCCGGCGCCAUCCCCCGGCGAAGCCGACGACGAUGCUACGUCGAAUGACUCUCCGUCUCCUUCUCCUGCUCCGGCGCCGAGUGACGUAGUUGCGAGUGAUAUAAGCCACGAGAGUAUUACGGAGGCGAAUGAGUCGUCGUCAAUGAACGGUGGGAAGAAGGCUGGAGUAGCAUUCGGAGUGAUCGCAGCGGCGUGUGUUGUAGGGCUCGGUGCAUUGGUUUACAAGAAGCGUAGGCAGAAUGUCCGACGAGCACAGUUCGGUUACGCUGCCAGGAGAUCAGACUUUCUUUGAGUAAUUGCAUGCUUCAUACAUCACUUUGCUAUACGUAAUAUUGUGUUUAUAUUCAUGAAUAGAUUUGUAGCAGUCGGGAGUUUGGAGGAGAAUUUCAUUAGCAUUACUACUAUAAUUGUUUGAUUCUUUAUUCACUGAAUAACAGUCCUUUCUGAGUUUAUUUUUUAGAAAUUUUGAUUCUCCAUUAUUGGUUAUCGAAUAAUUGUUUUUCA
This is a messenger RNA of Nicotiana tabacum (common tobacco), 848 nucleotides long. NCBI's taxonomy places the organism in Eukaryota, Viridiplantae, Streptophyta, Magnoliopsida, Solanales, Solanaceae. The record is from RefSeq and is a predicted model, not a curated record.